Molecule: messenger RNA, 668 nt
Organism: Pyrus x bretschneideri (Chinese white pear)
Lineage: Eukaryota; Viridiplantae; Streptophyta; Magnoliopsida; Rosales; Rosaceae
Product: MDIS1-interacting receptor like kinase 2-like
Exons: 1
Coding region: 3-665 (220 amino acids)
Biological process (GO): protein phosphorylation
Molecular function (GO): ATP binding; protein kinase activity
Source: RefSeq, a predicted model, not a curated record
ACAUGCAGCCUAAAGAAUUUGAACUGCACACGAUUUCAAUUUUUGAUGGAAAGUUGUUUUAUGAAGAAAUCAUAAAAGCAACUGAGGAUUUUGAUGAUGCAUAUUGCAUUGGAAGAGGGGGGUUUGGCAAUGUUUACAAAGCAAAGCUGCCCUCAGAUGACUUGGUAGCUGUAAAGAAGCUCCACACUCCAGCUGAUGGUGAAUGGAGCACUCGGAAAGAGCUUCUAAACGAGGUAAAGAUAUUAACUGAGAUACGCCAUCGGAACAUUGUCAAGCUUUAUGGUUUUUGCUCACAUUCACAACACUCGUUUUUGGUUUACGAGUACCUUGAAAGGGGUAGCUUGUAUUCAAUCUUGGACAAUGAUGAGGAGGCUAAGAAAUUGGAUUGGAGUAAAAGGCUGAAUAUCAUUAAAGGCGUGGCGCAUGGCCUAUCCUACAUGCACUGUGAUGUGUCCCCGCCAAUUGUUCACAGAGACAUAUCCAGCAAGAACAUUUUGCUAGACGAUGAAUAUGAGGCUUGCAUUUCUGACUUUGGCACUGCUAAAGUACUUGAGAUUAACUCUUCUAACUGGACAGCCGUUGCAGGCACAUUUGGAUACGUAGCACCAGGUAAUUUCUUGUUGGCCUUCCAUUACAUUACAUAUGUUGUUAAGCUGUCUAUCUGAACU